Chrysemys picta bellii (western painted turtle) is the source of this 1983-nucleotide messenger RNA. Its product is annotated as hyalin-like. NCBI's taxonomy places the organism in Eukaryota, Metazoa, Chordata, Testudines, Emydidae. The record is from RefSeq and is a predicted model, not a curated record.
GCAGUUUACUCCCUCUCACCAGCUUAGUUUUACUGCCUGAUUUGUUGGAAGGCAGAGCCAAGGCUCUGGUCAUUCCAUGCCCCUCUCCAUCCAUUUCCCACCUACUAGUUUGUAAAGGGUGUAUGUAGUAAUGCUAGGAAAACAGUUUUCCCACUGGUGCCGAUUGUGGUGCUCUCAAGCACAAAGGAGGUUGAGACUUCUACUGCCAUGAACUGUGAAGAUAAUCAGAAAAAGUCUCCUGAGAUCUACACAGCUCAUGUAGAGGGACGUGGAGCUACAGCUAUGAAAAUUAAAUGGCCAAAGAAAUCAAAACAACCAGAUACGAUUCCUCCAACCAUAACAAAUUGCCCAUGGGACAUUACCAUAACCACCGAGACUGAUCCAGUACAGGUCAGCUGGGAACAACCUGAAAUUAGCGACAACAGUGGGGUGUUUACCUCAGUAGCUUCAAUAUCCAGUGGCUCCUGUUUCCGGUAUGGAACUCAUCAAGUGCAAUACACCGCCCAUGAUGAAGCAGGAAAUGAAGCCUCCUGCCAGUUUAAAGUUACCAUCCAAAAGCCAGAUCUUUCGUGCAACGCCCAACCUCCCACUGAUGGGUCUUUGGCUUGUGGAAUGUUAUCUUAUCCUGGCAGUGGAAUGAACAAAUGGCAGUUUUGUGUACCAUUCUGCAUGAAGAGCACUGGUUUCCAUCGGAGAGCAUGGUCAGUGUUUUUCUGCCAGUCUUCUCAGUCUGGGACAAGUUGGUUUCAUUUGGAUGAAGCCUGGCAAAUGACAAAAGCUCACAUGCCAGAGACUUGCACAGUCAGGCGUCGAACAGGGUCCAGAAAAGGAGAUUCACUACAGUACUAUGAGGGUGACUGCAAUGAACAGGCCGUGAAAAAACACAUCCUAGCAACUGUGGAACACAUUGUAGCCAAAGAUCCCUCUGUUGUUUCUCAGUGCACCAGGCACCGAAACACCUGUGGCAAUUUCAGAAUUUCAGAUCUUUCUGUUCACUGUGGGCCUGGAAACAACCAAAGAGAUACUGGACCACCUGUAGUGAUCUCCUGUCCUCAGAACAUUGAGAUAGAAACCAAAAAAGGAAACCUCUACUGGAAUGACUUGCCUGAAUUCUCUUGGAAGGAGCCUGUGUUUGAAGACAACUCCAGGGGUCCACUGACAAUCACAAAAGGAGGGUCCAAUGUUAAUAAUGGAGACAAACUGGCAUAUGGCCAAUAUUCAGUGGAAUAUAUAGCAACAGAUCUUUCAGGAAACCAAGCCAAAUGUUCCUUUGAGAUCUCUGUGAAAUCAAUUGCAUGCACAAUGGAAUUGCCGGAGCAUGGAGCUAUAGUCUGUGGCUAUCCUUCGGUGGACGGCAUGGACCUCAUGACCAUUGACUGUAUUGUACUGUGUCAAAGCAAAUACCAGUUUAGCAGGGAUCCAUAUCCAAUAUAUGCAUGCUCAGAGGAGGGACUUUGGUGGACCUUCACAAGCACAUUCACGCCUAUUGGCCCAAAUUUGCCAAGUUUAAACCAUAAGUGCCAAGAACCAGAUAUCCAUAAAAAGCCAAAAGUUGUUGAUCAGAAUUUUUACUUUGAUGGUGACUGCCAUGACAGAGCAGUGCAAGUCAUGCUGAUAGGACACUUGGAAUAUUUUCAGAGGAAAACUUCAGCAUAUCAGUACUGUGAAUUAAACAGAGAGUUCUGCAGAAAGUGGAAUGGUUACCGCAAUGUAACGGUGUUCUGUGGAAGCACGUGAGAUGGAAUGACUGUAUUGUUUGUUAUGGGUUUAUUUUAGAAUGUAUUUGCAUGCGUGUGUGAGAACUACAUAUUAUCCAAGUAUUCAAACUGUUCCUUGAAAGCAGUUUGUGCUGUAACCUUAUUUCCUCUUAUAAAAUAAAAUUAGGGUAAAAAUAUAAUCACUAUCGUUUUCUUUCUUCUUGAGCUUCCCUAUUGUUGCUACUACUUGCGAAAUUUGGCAUUGUAAGUUACAUACAUGGACUGA